Molecule: messenger RNA, 1854 nt
Organism: Serendipita indica DSM 11827
Lineage: Eukaryota; Fungi; Basidiomycota; Agaricomycetes; Sebacinales; Serendipitaceae
Source: the annotation of a GenBank genome assembly
AUGUCCAAAGGGAAACAGAGCACUCCAAAAUUAGACGGUAGUGCGAACAGGGCGCGCUGCUCGAGACUACGAGUUGAGACGUUGGGCAUUUCUCGGAACCAAGAGUCCGUGUCCAAUACUGCAGUCCGCGGUGGCAUUACGGGAACGCAUACCCAGCAGAAGCACCGAAAUCAUGACUCGGAUACGUCGAAAUCCAGCGCGGAGGAGCACUUUUUCUUGGGAAGAGGCGAAGACAGUCUCCGGCGGGCUCUGCUUAUUAAUGAUACGGAUGGCCACACUCUAUCCACGAGUCUCACCCCUUCUCACGGCAUCGCGCCAAUGCCCCGGCCCUUGUCACUUGAGAUCCUUCUCAUGAUCCUUGACGAGUGCCACCAAAGCAACCACUCGCUGAUGCAGCUCAAGCUGACGUCCAAGUGGGUAAACGCGGUGAUCAUGAACACCCCACGCUUCUGGCGCCGGGUCCUUGUUUCCGUCGACCACAUCCCCCCAAGUGUUAAACAAGGAGGUAAUGUGGCCUGUGGUACGGAAAAUAUUUUGAAGACUUGUAUCGAGCGUGCGCGCAACUCGCCACUUGAGGCAACCUUCGUCGUUGGCCCUAUCGACGAGUCCUCUCCGACGCCAGAGGUUAGGAGAGCAAGGUUCGGGAUGCUCAUGUCCCAUUCGAGCCAGAUCACCCUCCUCUGUAUCAUCAUCAAACCCGGCACGCCCAUUCACGUCAUUAAGGAAUCCUUCCGAGGCCUCUUCAACGACUCCACGGUCUUUCCAGCUCUGGAUUCGCUGAUUAUCGCAUCGGCAUAUCCUUUUCUGGGCCUCCUUGAAGACUUCAGGGCGCUCCUUGCGCGGCUGGAGCAGACUUCACAUAAACUUCGAUCUGUGGAAUUCGACAAUGUUGGGGAAAGAUUAAUCCACAACGCGAGUAUAUCCACGUUUUGGCGUAAAUUACAUAGGAUCAUACUUCAGGGCGAGCAUCUUCGACUUUGCGCCACCAUUUUUAAUGGGUGUAAGGACCUCAAAGAGCUUUUCGUGUCGGGGGAGGUUCACUUGCUCCCAAAGGGGCCAAUCGCUCCGAUUCAUGGGAAUAGACAUAAUGCGAUCGCAAACGUCGCGGAAUGCUCAGCAGCUCAUGAAUCACGGCUCCAAUCGCUCUGCAUCGGCGCGGUUACUAUGAAGUCUCUGCAAGUCUUCAGCUUUGAAGGUCUUAAAGAACUCACCAUCGGCUGCACUAUCGACGGCAAUACGGAAGCCAUACCGAACCGACAUUCCAUGAACCUUCCACGGCUCAAAGUCCUUCGAAUCGCGUCGUUGCAUUCCCAGAUCAUUGCCAUCUCGGCACCUGUCCUCCAUACGCUGUGUCUUCAAGUUCACCGCAGUACCAACGCGGACGCCGUUGUGAUGCAAAUCUUUCACGGCGAAAAGGAUAUGUGGAAACCCAAAGUAAUAAGCCUGAACUUGGCAGCCAGUUACGACGUUUACGAGCACGUUUUUACGGUUAUCGAAGAUAUCGAAACGUUGAGGGUGGCACUCUACAGCCGACCAAGCGAGGUGUUCUACAGGACGUUUUGGAACUGCAGGCUGCUCAAGAAGCUUUUUCACCUGGAAAUCAAGCUUUGUUUCCCUCCAUCGUCUCAAUAUCCCCGUGGUAUAUCCGCCGUAUGCAGGUUGGGAAGAGCGUCGGGCCUGCGUGUACUUGUCGCGCCUGGUACAGAUAUGGAUAUUGGAACCGGAUUAGUAAGCGCAGGACAGUCACCUCUACAACCCGCCGCGCCAGGUUGCCCUCUGGCACACGAGAUUAUGCUCGUUGAGACGGAGUUAGCUCGAAGAUUUCGACCUCUUGGGUAUUGGUUCGAGUCGUAG